CACCUCUUGACGAGCAUCAAACGUCAUCUCCGAAGCCAAAACCAAAACUUCAACAAGACAUUACAGAAACAAGCGACCACGAUGUUCAAAGCCGUCCUCCCCAUCAUCCUCUCCCUCGCCCUCCUCUCCCUCGCAACACCACUGCCUUCUACCGAGAAACCAGAGACCGCGCGCCUGUGCACUAAGAUCUGCGGCGGCGAGGAUCUGACGUGUGCUGCUGAUGGGGAUUGGUACCCGUAUAACUUUGAAGGAAGUCGCUGCUAUGCUUGCUGUAAGGACGUUGAGAAGGAUUGGUGAGAUUUAGAUUGAUGAAGUCUGGCAUGGAGGAUGGACGAGGAUUGUGAAGAGGGAUUGGGCGUUAUGUGGUAUGGGCUGAGGUGGU
Aaosphaeria arxii CBS 175.79 is the source of this 382-nucleotide messenger RNA. RefSeq lists its product as uncharacterized. The record is from RefSeq and is a predicted model, not a curated record. The transcript has 3 exons. Bases 82 to 297 code for a protein of 71 amino acids. Lineage: Eukaryota; Fungi; Ascomycota; Dothideomycetes; Pleosporales.